Molecule: messenger RNA, 789 nt
Organism: Arabidopsis thaliana (thale cress)
Lineage: Eukaryota; Viridiplantae; Streptophyta; Magnoliopsida; Brassicales; Brassicaceae
Gene: APG12B
Product: Ubiquitin-like superfamily protein
Exons: 3
Coding region: 64-267 (67 amino acids)
Biological process (GO): autophagy; autophagosome assembly
Cellular component (GO): cytoplasm
Source: RefSeq, marked reviewed
GAAAUCUUUAACUUCCUCCAAAAUCGUUCUUCUCAAGUUUUUUCUACUUCCAAAGUCGCAACAAUGGCGACCGAAUCUCCGAAUUCUGUUCAGAAAAUUGUUGUUCAUCUGCGAGCUACUGGUGGUGCUCCGAUACUGAAACAAUCUAAAUUCAAGGUUUCAGGGAGUGACAAGUUUGCUAACGUGAUUGAUUUUCUAAGACGGCAGCUUCACUCUGACUCAUUGGUAAUCAUUUAUCGAUAUCUUCUGUGUUUAUCUCUUGUGUAACAUUGGUUUUGCCGCAAGUGUGCUGAUAUCUCUCCACUGUGUUAGUUUGUUUAUGUGAACAGCGCUUUCUCGCCAAACCCGGAUGAAUCAGUAAUUGAUCUAUACAAUGCAAGUAUUUUCACUAUUUCAUUCGUACCAUGCUCCUGAAACUAGAUAUACAUCGUCAAGCAUGGCUUGUUUGAUCUUUAAGCUUGAUUAUCUUUUCGGACUUGUUCUCUAUGUAUUUCUUAAGAUUGUGCUUGUUUUCGAUGAUUGCAGAACUUUGGGUUUGAUGGUAAACUGGUGGUGAACUAUGCUUGUUCCAUGGCAUGGGGUUAAAACUUCGUCAUCAAUCUCUGAGUAUAAAGUCCAAUUAUGGAUAUGCUAGAUGAUACAAGCUGCUACUUUACUUUGCUAGGAGAAUCCAAUUGUAGAAGAAACUUGUUGUACAUCCUUCAUUUUUUUGUAACCUGAAUAGUGGAAUACAUAACAAAAUGGUUGAAUCAUAUAUAAACAUUUUUUUGCAAAAUGGGCAAUAUGAAC